This is a messenger RNA of Hirsutella rhossiliensis, 2703 nucleotides long. Its product is annotated as reverse transcriptase (RNA-dependent DNA polymerase) domain-containing protein. The record is from RefSeq and is a predicted model, not a curated record. Gene Ontology annotation, molecular function: catalytic activity. Lineage: Eukaryota; Fungi; Ascomycota; Sordariomycetes; Hypocreales; Ophiocordycipitaceae. The transcript has 9 exons. Bases 1 to 2703 code for a protein of 900 amino acids.
AUGAGAGACCAGCUGUAUCCGGUCCGGGUCGACAACGCCAACCGGACAGCAAUCCUCGACACGGAGGGCAAUAUCCUGCCCGGAGCGAUCGAAGCCUUGAGUGCCGAAAACAGAGUGACCAUUGGCAAGAUUUCCUGGCUGAGCAAACGAGAGUCUGGUAAAGCCUACGGAUCCAUGGUAGUAUAUGUCACCAAGAAAAGCGAUGCAGAAAGGCUUCUGGACGGUGACUACUUUGACCUAGCGGGAGAGUCGGCCACCACUUAUAAGUUCGAGCCAAGAACGGGACCGAUCCAAUGCUUCAAUUGCCAGGAGAUCGGUCACAAACAGAGUCUGAUGAACGACGAAGACCUGAAGGAUUUUGCCGCACUGGCUAUAUCUGAGCCACAUGCGCGCAAUAUCGACGGAAAGGUGGUGACGAGUCCUAUGGGACACCAUAACUGGACAAAGAUGAUUCCGACGUGUGUUCGUGACGCCCUAUGGCCGAUCCGCAGCAUGCUCUGGAUCCGAAGUGACCUUGAGGCGGAGCAAGUGCCUGUGCCGUCGGCCGAUCUCACAGCAGCGCAGCCUUCUCGCGAGAGGACGAAAACGUGGCAGAGGUCGGACGAGGAGAGCACCAUCGACUUGGUGUUGGCAUCGGCGGAACUGGCGGACGAGUUGACAUCCUGCGUGAUUCAUCCAACAGAGCACGGAUCAGACCAUAGAGCGAUCCAGACGACAUUCGACAUUCGAGUGCCGGAGCGUACCUUUCCGCAGCGCCUGAUGCUCAAGAACGCGCCGUGGAUCGCCAUCGCAACCAGGGUCGAGGACGAGCUUCGGCCUCUUCCGUGGACUGUGGGGGUGCAGACGCAGGCGGAUCAGCUCAUGCGGGUGGUCACCAAGGCGCUUCGAGAUCUGACCCCUCGAGCCCAGCCGCCGCCAUACGCGAAGCGAUGGUGGACAAAGGACCUGACGCGACUCCGUCGGACGUACACGUAUUGGCGCAAUCAAGCAAGGGCGCAGCGAAGAGCCGGUCAAUCGCGGCCGGAUCUGGAGCAGCGCGCCAAGGAGGCUGCGAAGGAGUACCACGACAAUUUGCGGAGACAAAAGAAGGCCCAUUGGGAUGACUUCGUCAUCGAAGGGAGCAACAUCUGGAGGGCUGCCAAGUAUCUGAAGCCUGGUACGGAGAUGACGGAUGACAAGGUGCCCCCGCUGAAGAGAGCCGACGGUUCGAUCACCGAAAGCAAGGGCGAGCAAGCCGAGGAACUCCUGAGCACCUUCUUUCCGCCUCUGCCAACGAGGAUCGAGCCGGAGGGUGAACGUCCGCAGAGAGAAGAAAUAGCCAUGCCAGACCUCACCUUGCAAGAGAUUGAGGAGAAGGUGAUGGCGGCGAAGCCCUGGAAAGCGCCUGGUGAGGAUGGCCUUCCUGCGAUCGUGUGGAAGAAGCUCUGGCACGUGGUCAAGCACCGGGUGUGGACGCUCUUCAGCUCAUCGCUCCGAGAGGGCGUGGUGCCUCAUCAAUGGCGAACGGCCAAGAUCAUUCCUCUGAGGAAACCAGAUAAAGGAGACUACACCCUGGCCAAGGCGUGGCGACCGAUUUCUCUCCUGUCGACGCUUGGCAAGAUUCUGGAGGCAGUCGUCGCGGAACGUAUCAGCUAUGCAGUCGAGGCUCAAGGGCUUUUGCCCGCGAACCACUUUGGUGCACGGAAGCGCAGGUCCGCAGAUCAAGCACUCGUGCUUCUGCAGGAGCGGAUCUACAAGGCCUGGAGAACGGGCAGAGUGAUGAAAGCCCGAGGCAUCCCGAGUCGACUGGUCAAUUGGAUAGACGCAUUCUGCUCGGGACGGACCGCGUCGGUGGUUGUCAACGGGCACACAUCCGAGCAACAAACCCUGCCGCAGGCCGGCCUACCCCAGGGAUCUCCUCUGUCGCCAGUGGCUUUUCUUUUCUUCAACGCAGACCUGGUACAAAGACGGAUCAAGUCAAACAGAGAUGGUAUCCAGUCGAUUAUCGAUGAUGCGCUUGAUUGGGAGAAGCGCAGCGGAAACGAUGUCAAGCCGAAGAGCAACGUGAAGCUGUUGGGAGUCAUCAUGGACAAAGCGCUUCGCUUCAAGGAACACAUCGCCAGAGCGGCCGCCAAGGGGCUGGCCGCGGCCAUGUGUUUGAAACGACUGAAGAUGGCUUCGCCACGGAUGGCGAGGCAACUGUUCGUCGCGACGGUGGCGCCAGCCAUGGACUAUGCCUCAAACGUGUGGUCGCACGCCGAAAUUCUGGAUAAGGAUGAGGACGCUCCGAAGACGCAUCCUCUGACAUCGUUGAGACUCAAACUGAACAGGAGGUAUGCGUCGCCAAUGCAGAAGCUCGCCUCGGCGAUGGGAAGAAUAGAUACCAAGCGCCUGGAAGUCAUCCACGAGUUCGCACUGGCGCCGUGGGACGAACGAGUGCAGGCAACGUACGAGGCAGACCGAGUGGAGGUGCUGAAGUCGGAUGACCCGGAGGACAUCACUAUUGCGACGUCCAGCUCGCAAAGGAAGGGCAAGGUCGGGUUGGGAGGCGUCGUUCGGGAUGCUUCCCGCGACAGCGCAGACGAAGUGCUGGCCAGCUACUCCGUCACUCUCGGCUCCAGUGAUGAGCAGAAUGCCUACACAGCAGGACUCAAGGCAAUCGCCACGGCCCUGAGAUCCCGGAAGGGGUUGGAAAGCACUCAAAGCGCAUCGAUAAGUCCGUGA